Cololabis saira (Pacific saury) is the source of this 5220-nucleotide messenger RNA. It is a transcript of the gene mgat3b, whose product is annotated as beta-1,4-mannosyl-glycoprotein 4-beta-N-acetylglucosaminyltransferase b. Bases 661 to 2514 code for a protein of 617 amino acids. Gene Ontology annotation, molecular function: beta-1,4-mannosylglycoprotein 4-beta-N-acetylglucosaminyltransferase activity. Gene Ontology annotation, cellular component: membrane. The transcript is spliced from 6 exons. Gene Ontology annotation, biological process: N-acetylglucosamine metabolic process; protein N-linked glycosylation. NCBI's taxonomy places the organism in Eukaryota, Metazoa, Chordata, Actinopteri, Beloniformes, Belonidae. The record is from RefSeq and is a predicted model, not a curated record.
CGAGAGGGAGAGAGGGAAGAUGAAAAGGACGUGAAAGAGAGGAGAGGAGGGAGGUUUCUUAUGUUGGUGCUGAGCGAGAAAAGGCCUCCCGGGGGGUGAAACAGGGAUAGAAAACACGCAGGGAGGAAUAGAAGCGGCUGCGGCUCGUAAACACGACAGAAAACGUUGGCCAGGAGGACGGCAGACAGACAGCGGUGUUCACGUUUACCCCCUACACCCCCCUAAACCCUCCUCUCACCAGCUCCAUCCUCUUUGACGCCGUUGGACUAUCUCCUGCGCAUCCGAGAGGCUUUUUUCCUCUCCGCUUUUGUGUUUAUUAUCCGACCGGUGCGGUUUUAUUCACGGGAUACUGAGGCUGAUCCAUCAUCACCGCGACCCGCAGGAUCCCCCGCUCGCGUCUCGCUCGGGACGUUUAAAGGAAAAGAGCGAGAUGAAUGCAGAGUGAGCCAGCUGCAGCGGGGGGGCCGCCGGCCCCGGGUUAGACCGUCCAGCAUCACCCAUGCGAUGGCAUAGUAGCGGUCUCUGCAGCAAGACGAAGGGGCUCGACGCAGAUCAGCAGGGCUCUCAUCCACCAUGCACUCCUGAAAGGCAGCAGACACAGGCACAGAUGGCAACCUGGCCCCAUAUAGGCGCUCCAAACUGCACAGCAAGUACUGGAGGAUGAAAAUGCGGCGGCACAGAGUGUUCUUGCUGUGCACGGUGGGUCUGUGCGUCAUCUCCUUUCUCCACUACUACAAGGCCCUCCAUUACGUCUCCCUGCUGCGAGAACUCUCCGCUCCAUACCCCAACGUCAAGUCUUUCAUCAUGGUAACUGGCUUCUUCUGGAGGGAGAAAGGUGUGGGUUCCACCCCACUCAGCCCGGCCUCCCCAGAAGAGGCCCCUCCUUUCCCUGCACUGCGCCAGUCGGAUAUCAAAGCUGAAGGACUUGUGGGUUUGAGUGGAGGUGCAGGAGGGGACGGAAUACACCUGCGGCAUGACGAUGCCAUAGGUGGAGAUCUGGGUGUUAUUGACCACGUAGGAUUUAAGAAGGGGCCUAAAGAGGAGCCAGCACCUCCUCAUCCGUGGGAAAAUCCUAGGGAAAACCAGCUGGGACACCCCAGAGAGGAGAUUGAAGACCGACAUGCCAAACCUUUAGGACCGCACCUCCCAGAAGCACAUUUAGGGGAAGAACACAGAGUGAUAUUCCUCAACAAUCAUCUGCCAGACCCCUUAGAGUCCAUGGGGGACCUUCACACGCGCGUUCACCAGCUUCAAGAUGACAAAACAUCUUACUUUGUCCGUACCAAAGCUGGAGCUCUUUGCUUUAAGCAGGGAACGGAGGUGGCGACCCCAAAGGAGUACACUACAAAACUAGGGGAGGGUGGAGCUAAUGGAGCAGGGGAGGGUGGCCGAGCUGGAGCUGCCGCUCAGCGGAAACCUCUGCAGUUCCAGCAGCACCCUUCCAUGGCUCCAAAGAUAAAGGCGCGAGCCAGGGGCAAUGGGAAGCGGCUGGUGAAGUGUGUGUGUCGGCCAGGAUGGCAUGGACCUUACUGUGGGGUUCCCACUAUGGUUUACCACUCCAAUCUACCAACCAAGGAGCGGCUGACGCCAAGAGAGACCCCACGGAGGGUGAUCAACGCCAUCAACAUCAACCAUGAGUUUGAUCUGCUGCACGUACGCUUUCGCGAACUCGCGCAAGCUGUAGAUCUGUUCCUCGUAUGUGAAUCAAACUUUACAGCCUAUGGAGAGAGACGACCUCUGAGUUUCCUGCGGCUCCUUCUUAAUGGUACGUACAACUACAUACGGCACAAGAUCCUCUACGUGUUCCUCGACCAUUUCCCAGACGGUGGUCGCCAGGACGGCUGGAUUGCAGAUGACUAUUUGCGCACCUUCCUGACACACAAUGGGCUAUCCAGGGUGGUGGGAGCGAGAUCAGACGAUGUCUUUGUCAUCAACGACGCUGAUGAAAUCCCAGCACGUGAAGGCCUCCUUUUUCUUAAGUUGUUUGACGGCUGGACGGAACCUUUUGCCAUCCACAUGAGAAAGUCUUUGUAUGGCUUUUUCUGGAAGCAGUUCGGGUCUCUAGAGGUGGUGUCAGGCUGCACACUGGGGAUGCUACGGGACGUCUACGAUGGCGACGGCAUCAAACUGCGCCGUCGCGAAUAUUACACCAUGCCCGGUUUCCGCAAGUACGAGAACGACACCGGCCACAUCCUGGUGCAGUGGUCCGUGGGAAGCCCCUUCCACUUUGCUGGGUGGCAUUGCUCCUGGUGCUUCUCACCCGAGGGGAUCUACUUCAAGCUGGUGUCAGCCCAGAAUGGAGAUUUCCCCCGUUGGGGGGACUACGAGGACAAACGUGACCUCAACUACAUCCGCAAUCUGAUCCGGACAGGGGGCUGGUUUGAUGGCUCCCUGCAGGAAUAUCCCCCCGUGGACCCCAAAGAGCAUAUGUAUGCCCCUAAGUACAUGCUGGAAAACUAUGAUAGGUACCGCUACCUCCUUGAAAACCCUUACAACAGUGUCCAUAAUGAGUGAGUACUCGGAAGAUCAGCUGUGGAAAAAAAUAUGUGAAAUAACUUGUAAGGCCCAAGAGAGGCCUCAGCACUGAGCUUUGGGGGUGGAAAAGUACUGAUGUGAAUGACAAGUCUUGUUGGAGUUCAAUGGAUCUCCUCCAGGCAACACUGAUGAUGUAGGGAUUUGAAACCUCUGAAAAAAUCAUUAUUACGGGGUCAAAAAAGGGAACACUGAAUCACAUUGACCAUGGAUUUACAGAAAGAGCAUCGAGAGGAUACAACCACUGGAUAGACAAAAUCAUUGUUCUCAUUCAUCUCCUUUCUUUUGUGCGGGGAGAGGCCAAGCUGUCUCUCUCAUAACAGCCCAACCUGUUUAUCUUUACUUUCCUCUCCUCGCAGUUGGACAAACCUGUUCUCUGAGAGAAAGGGCCAGCUUUUAAGAAAACCCAGGGGUAUUUGUGCAGGCGUGUAAAACCUGCGGUGAACACAAAGUCGGAAGUGGACCGGCCGUUGUUUCUGUCUGCAUUUGCCGAAGUUUACAAACUGGUUCAUGUUCCUGCUUCUUCUGUGUUCAGCUUCAUUCUACACCUUCAGAUGUCUUCCUGUCAUAAUUUUGUGACCUCUUUUCAGAUCAGAACCAAACUCAAGCUCAGACAUGACAUUAUUUUGGGGUUUCAGGAUGAGAAAACACAAAGCUAAAUGAUACCCUGCGCGGAGUACGCAGCGCCAAAUUAAAAGGAAGGACUCAGUGGGAAGGUUUCUGCUCAUACAAGUACUCCCAUUCAUCUACGUGCACCUUAGACUUGUCUGUGUGUUUGUAAAUAGUGCGUGUUGUCUGUCUUCGUGUCGUACGGUUUUGAUUUAUGAAGGGAGGACGAGUUCAUUCGAGGAAAUGGAGAGACAUUCCAGUAUGGGGAAGGCGGGAAUGAUAUUAAGAUCUGAAAACAGUGGAAGAGAAAAAGAAGGAUUAAGAAGGAAUAAGCGCAGCGGCGUAAAGGAAGGAAAAUUGAGAAUUACAUGAGUGAGUGUGCAGAGUGUGCAUGUAUAUUUUUCCCGGCGUUUACGCUCAGAUCAGAUUACUUUGGGCCCUCGUCCAUUAUAGCUUGUGCUGUCAGGAGAAAGUCGAGAGCACUUCGGUGGAAGAUCAGCCUUUACUUUCCCUCUCUGUAUGUCCACCAAGUGAGACAACUUUGUUUCGUGGAAAUUAACAUAUGUGAUGAAAGGGUGAGAGAGAUAAGUGGGUGGAUUCACAUCAGUCAAGUGUUUGCAGUUUUCAGACGAAACCAACCCUCGUCUGAAAACUGUUAGCUCCAUUAAAUAUUCCGCUUUAUACUCAGCUGCCAAUCGCAGAAUGUCGACUCUUCCAAGGUUUUCCUUUCUUUUGUUCUUUGUCUCUUUGUCUGUCUCUUUUUUUAAAUUUUCGUUAAUCCCCAUUAACAAGCGAUUUAUUUCACUCCUCCAUUUGCUUAUCUUUCAGCCCUGUCUUAAAUAAUGUCUCUAAUUUCUUCUCACUCAUACAUUUGCACUCUUAUUCUCUCACUAUUUCAGAAAGACAGGGAAUCACCAUUAACACGCCCCAAAAUAACUAACAUCUGACCAUUGAGGCGUGAGCGCUUGUGAGCGCUCGUGUCCUUCUCCCUGCCGUAAAACACCUGUCCUCAUGGCUAGACGCCCAAUUCCCUACCCCGAAUCGUUUUGUACAAAUUAGUGAUGUGGAUUAUUUGGCGUACUUUUGUCCACGAGUGUGUGUGAUGUGGGUUGAGGCCAGGGGGGUGGGCUGGUCUCAACCCAACCCUGGUCAAUGGCAGAGCAGCAGGGAAAGAUAUUCUGGGAAUAAACAAAUACAGAUCAAGAAACAGUUAAUACGUUGUUCUUUUUUUCCAUUUCAUUGCAGAUUGAAUAUGUGCAUCUACAUCUUUAGUGCCUGUUCUGAGCUAAGCAGACACCUUUUUUCUUAGCUUUGAGUAAAAUGCUAUUUUAAGGUUAAGAGCAACUCUAAGAGAUAUGCUAAAAGGUUGAUGAGGCUGGAAUUGGAUCAAAGAUAAAAGUUUGAUUCUUGAGAAACAAGGCAUUUCUUCUUAGAAGAGAAUUCUCAAAUUGCUUCAUUUAAAAAAAAAAAAAAAAUGUUUUUAAUACCCAUUUGUGUAAGAUGUCCUUGAAUCAGAAGUUGAACUCCAGCCUCCCUGUUUCACUUCUGGUCGUGUCAUCUGAAACACGAAACUGUCGACAUGCUGGGUCUUCAUAGCCGUAAGCUCGCGGUGGGAAAAUAAGAUUAGCCAGCAGGCGACUGACAGUUGUUUCUGAUCUGUGCUGCUCCUGCGAUGGCAGCACGGUAUGUGGCGGCAGCUGUUAAGGGGUUUGGUGUUGGUGUUUAUGGUCAAAGAAGCGUCUUAAUUCAGAGGGGCUGCAGAGAUAUUAGCUGUAAAUAGGAUUUGCAAGGAGGGGUGCUGGUGGUGGGGUAGUGAGGGUUGGGGUUGGACAGCUGGAGCUUACGUCGACUCUUUCUGGAGUACACCCUGCAGGCCGCUGAUCUAUCACAGAAGGCACAUUUAUUGCUGAUUUAAUGAAUAGAGUUCAUCUGCUUCUCCUGCAAUAUACCAUUUGUAUUCUGUUAGCAUCAAUUCACAUAAAGCCGCCCAAAGUAUCUCAUUUGAUUGUUAGUAAAGAAAUAAAACUUGUCUCCUUCCAUACGACAUCAGGGUCUUAAAGUGCAGCCGUAUCCGGACUC